This is a messenger RNA of Salmo salar (Atlantic salmon), 1553 nucleotides long. RefSeq names its product myozenin-1-like. Gene Ontology annotation, cellular component: actin cytoskeleton; Z disc. The record is from RefSeq and is a predicted model, not a curated record. Gene Ontology annotation, molecular function: actin binding; telethonin binding; FATZ binding. NCBI's taxonomy places the organism in Eukaryota, Metazoa, Chordata, Actinopteri, Salmoniformes, Salmonidae.
CCUCCAUAGCCCAACUCCUUACUGUGCUAGGGUUUCACUCCCUCUUGGGUGUAGAGGAGGGGAGGCACUUGGACACUCUCUUGAAUACUUUCAACUCUUCUCCUUCUUUCCUUCUUCUCUAAUUCCUGAGGAUUCUACUGAGGCUCUAGCCAUGCCUCUCUCAACUCCCGCCCCCCCAAAGAGGAAGAAGGCCAACAAGAUCAUUACUGAUCUGACCAACAUCACCCAGGACGAUGAAGAAUCGGACCCCGAGGCAUCAGAGUUUGAUCUGGGCACUAAGAUCAAGACUCCUAAAGACACCAUGCUGGAGGAAUUGUCUCUUAUGACCAACAAGGGAUCCAAGAUGUUCAGGAGGAGACAACAGAGGGUGGAGCGCUUCAUCGUCACCAACGAGAAUAUGCAGAAUCUCCAGAGCCUAGUUCCGUCGCUGGGGUGUGAAAUGAUGGCCCCACCACCCGAGCCUGAACCUGAGCACGUAGAGGAGGAGGUGUUGGAUAAGGAGGCGGAGAAAGAGAAGAGGAGGCAGCAGUAUGUGCGUACUUAUGUGUCUCCAUGGGAACGGGCCAUGAGGGGAGACGAGUCUCUGACUGCCACCAUGCACCACUGCAUGGCUGGACCACACCCCCCCCACGACAUGCCCAAGUUUAAGAGCUUCAACAGGUCGGCCCUGCCCUAUGGCGGCUCCGACAAGGCGGGAGGCCACAUGACCUUCGAGCCUCCUGAGAUCCUAUUCGCCCCAUUGGAGCUGGAGCCUCUCCCUUCCCUGCAGGCGGACAUUAGGUCCCGCCCCUCGUUCAACCGCACCCCCAUCGGCUGGGUGUGCAACCCGGAGGACAACUCACAUAUCCACAUGCAGUUGGACAACAUGCUGCCCUUCGACGGCGAGACGGACAAUCUGUAGACACACACACACACUCGCGCACGUGCACACACACGCACACACACGCACGCACGCACGCACGCACGCACACACACACACACACACACACACACACACACACACACACACACACUGAGGUACUGUAGACACACACUGAUAUAGACACACACUGAUGUACUGUAGACACACACUGAUGUACUGUAGACACACACUGAGGUACUGUAGACACACGCAGAUGUCGCCGCAUGUGACAAAUACAAUUUGAUUUGAUUUAUUUGCGUGAAACAUCAAUGGCUGAAGAGAAAAGAGACAGAAGAUGAUGGUGAUGAUCAAGUCAAAUCAACUCAACGUUUAUUGGCCGCGUACACAGAUUUGCAGGUGUUAUGGCAGAUGCAGGGAAAUCCUUCUGUCACUAGCUCCUGCAGUAAAGUAGAAUGUUUUGCAAACACCGUAUAAUACAAAUACACAAAUAACCCCCAAAAUCUAAACGACAAGUCAAGUAGUAACAAUCCAAGUAGAUAAGGUGAUGUGAUGAUGAAGGUGAAGAAGAAAGUGAUGAGGAUGAUAUGACAAUAACCUGGACAGUUCAACAUGUAGCCUAGAUACUGUAGACACACCUGAUGUUUCUAGUAAGCUCUGUAUUUUAUCCAAUAAACCUUUCCCUGUACAGAAA